GAGGACUUCUGGUCUGUUCGGUACUUGAACUGCCAGCAAAUUUCAACUCCCGCUUGCCAUUCAACAUCAUGGAUGAUCCGAAGAGUGAACAGCAGCGCAUACUGCGCCGCCACCAACGCGAGAGGCAGGAGCUGCAGGCCCAGAUCCGGAGCUUAAAAAACUCGGUCCCCAAGACCGACAAGACGAAAAGAAAGCAGUUGCUCCAAGACGUGGCCCGCAUGGAGGCCGAGAUGGCUCAGAAGCACCGGCAGGAGCUGGAGAAGUUCCAAGACGACAGUAGCAUUGAAUCUGUCGUCGAAGACCUGGCCAAGAUGAAUCUGGAAAACCGGCCUCCCCGCUCCUCCAAAGCCCACAGAAAGAGAGAAAGAAUGGAGUCCGAGGAGAGGGAGCGCCAGGAGAGCAUCUUCCAGGCUGAGAUGUCGGAGCACCUGGCCGGCUUCAAGCGCGAGGAGGAGGAGAAGCUCGCCGCCAUCCUGGGAGCCAGGGGUCUGGAGAUGAAAGCGAUCCCGGCCGACGGCCACUGCAUGUACCGCGCCAUCCAAGACCAGCUGGUGUUCAGCGUGUCUGUGGAGAUGCUGCGCUGCCGCACCGCCAGCUACAUGAAGAAGCACGUCGACGAGUUCCUGCCCUUCUUCAGCAACCCCGAGACCAGCGACUCCUUCGGCUACGACGACUUCAUGAUCUACUGCGACAACAUCGUGCGCACCACGGCAUGGGGAGGCCAGCUGGAGCUGAGGGCCCUGUCGCACGUCCUGAAGACCCCCAUCGAGGUGAUCCAGGCCGACUCGCCCACCUUGAUCAUCGGGGAGGAGUACGUCAAGAAGCCGAUCAUCCUGGUCUACCUGCGCUAUGCCUACAGCCUCGGCGAGCACUACAACUCCGUGACACCGCUCGAGGCCGGCGCCGCCGGGGGCGUGCUCCCGCGUCUCCUGUAGGCCCCAAGGCGCUGAGCAGCCCCGGGAAACUGUCGCCGUCGCCGCAUCUCCUCAGUAGGCUCAGUUUAUUUUCCCCUUUUGCUUUUCUCUGUUUUUCUUUUCCUUCCUUUUAAUCAAAACUACCCGCCCCCGCCCCGCCCCCGCUUUCCUAACCUUGCUGCUUUCACAGGGUGGGAAACGAAAUUCGAGGGAAAUUCCCCGGAAAUAUGAGGGAAAUCUCUGCAUUGCACCACCAGAGGGGCAUAAAUUUGAAAGUUCUAACCUCUUCUUGCCCUUAAGGGUCUUUUACCUCCCUCACCAACUAAGAUUUGGUCAUGUUGCGUAUAACUUCACCACAAAAAUGGAAAUAUUGGCCGGGCGCGGUGGCUCACGCCUGUAAUCCCAGCACUUUGGGAGGCCGAGGCGGGCGGAUCACGAGGUCAGGAGUUCGAGACCAGCCUGGCCAACAUGGUGAAACCCCACCUCUACAAAAAAUACAAAAAUUAGCCGGGCGUGGUGGCAGGCACCUGUAGUCCCAGAUACUCGGGAGGCUAAGGCAGGAGAAUCGCUUGACGGGAAGCGGAGGUUGCAGUGAGCCGAGAUCGUGCCUUUGCACUCCAGCGUGGAAGACAGUGAGACUCCGUCUCAAAAAAAUGAAAAAUUAGCCAGGCAGGUUGGCGGGGGCCUGUAAUCCUAGCUACUUGGGGUGCUGAGGCAGGAGAAUCAACUGAACCCGGGAGGCGGAGGCUGCAGUGGGCCGGGAUCGUACUACUGCACUCCAGCAUGGAAGACAGCGAGACUCCGUCUCC
Messenger RNA from Homo sapiens (human), 1723 nucleotides. It is a transcript of the gene OTUD6A, whose product is annotated as OTU deubiquitinase 6A. Bases 69 to 935 code for a protein of 288 amino acids. Gene Ontology annotation, biological process: protein deubiquitination. The transcript has a single exon. Gene Ontology annotation, molecular function: cysteine-type deubiquitinase activity. NCBI's taxonomy places the organism in Eukaryota, Metazoa, Chordata, Mammalia, Primates, Hominidae. The record is from RefSeq and is marked validated.